Radiomyces spectabilis is the source of this 1110-nucleotide messenger RNA. RefSeq lists its product as uncharacterized. The transcript is spliced from 3 exons. NCBI's taxonomy places the organism in Eukaryota, Fungi, Mucoromycota, Mucoromycetes, Mucorales, Radiomycetaceae. Bases 154 to 1014 code for a protein of 286 amino acids. The record is from RefSeq and is a predicted model, not a curated record.
AGGCGAGCGUGGGAUCGUUUGCGAGGUAUCAGCCCAGCAGAAGCUCAAAAAUACUACGUCGAUACACUACUUGAACUCUUGACAGAUUUUAUCAAGCGAUAUCCCGAGCAUGAAGAUAUAGCCGCACUAAAGGAAGCGCUUACAUACGUGCAAAUGGAGAACGAAUCGAUAGCCGAUGGGCCAGCUCCAGAUAUGUUUGCAGACGUGUGGAACCCAAGCGAUGUUGAACAAAGCGAUGCCGAAACGAGCGAACUGGGUUCCGAGCGAUCACAGCAAAAUUUCAUACCGUCGACAAUGCAACACCGAAACAGUCUUCCUCCACACAUGCAUUUACAUCAACGACCUCGCGCUUUAACUUAUGCUAAUGGCAGUACUUCCGUCUUUUCCAACAACAGCCCCCAUCAUGAAUAUCCUCUGACUCCCGAAUUGUCCCCCAACCCGAAUCAGUAUACCACUUACAAACGUUAUAUCCAACCGAUGGACUUCUUAACAAACCAUCCGAUGCAGGAUACAUUUUCGGAUACGGACACGAUCGACCGAGAAGUUGCCGCUACCACGUCAGGAUUAGCCAUUGCUUCCCCCAGACAACACCCCUAUCACAAUGCCUGGCAGCGAGGACGCAAAAGUGUCACCGAUGGAACUCAAACAGAGACUACAGCGCCUCCAGUGGCUGGACCCAUUCAAGCUCCUGAGCGCUUAUCCUCGUCUGAACAAGCACUGGAAAAUUUGCAAACUGAAGUGGCAGCUUUAUGCGAACAAUUGGACAUGAUGCGUCGAUCCAUGACAGAACGAGAUGCGCAAAAACGACAGUAUCGCUGGACUUGGUUAUGGUUGAUCAAGACGAUUGCGAAACAUGCCUUUGCAAAUGUCAUCAUUCUAUUGCUGGUAUUUCUUGCGUUGUGGCGACAAAAAUCACCCAUAGCCUAUGCUAUUAUUGGCUAUGUUGGGCCGCGAUUGAAAGAGAUCAUGCGGUAUAUGGUCCGUCGCGUCGUCUUUUGGAAAGUCACUGUUUAAAUAUCCUAGUCAUUGGAAGUUCCCUUACCGUGUAUCAUAGUCAACCCUUUUCAUGUAAAAUUCAAGAUCGAAAAAGCUCCUCAUACAAAAUCCAAA